AUGAAUUCAUUCAAUAAGAGAAGUCUCUUACCAAUUCAGUAUUUUUAUACUUGUCUGUUUUUGUUCUUUCUCUUUACUCAAAUCCUACUAAUCUCUCAUGGAUGUCUCGACAGUGAAAGAAUUGCUUUGUUGAACUUCAAAUCUUCUGUAACUGACUCUUCGGAUCGUCUGUCAACAUGGCAAGUAGGCCGUCACCAGAACUGCUGCGACUGGUAUGGGAUUCAAUGUUCUAUGGGCUCGUUACAUGUCACUUCAGUUGAUCUUCGAAAUGUAGCGCUUGAAAUUAGCCUACGGAUUUCUGAUUCUUUGACUCCAAAUACUUCACUUUCAGGUACAAUCUCUGCCACCCUCUUGUCUCUCACUCACCUUGAGUAUCUUGAUCUUGGUUUCAAUGAUCUCGACUACUCAAAAAUCGAAUUUCAGCUAUCAAAAUUCAAAAAUCUCCUUCAUCUUGAUGUCUCCUACUCGUUUUCCGGUUCUAUUACUACUCAGUUCGCUAAUCUAUCUUCUCUAAGAUACCUGGAUGUGUCUAGUCAUGUGCAAGACAAUGAUCCUACCUCUUUAGGUUAUAGCUCUUCCCCCCUUGCUUCCAUAGAAUCUCCAUCCAUAGACUGGGUUAGAGAGUUAGUCAAUCUAAGGGUACUGAGAUUAAGUGGUGUUGAUCUGUCCGAGGCAUCUCUGACGAAGAAUUGGGCUAAACCAAUAUCAUUUCUUACUGAUCUCAGAGAACUUCAUAUAUCUGCUUGUAGUAUUUCUAGUCCGCUUUUUCCAUUCCAGGAGUUCCAUAAUCUUUCGCGUCUAUCAACUCUGAAAAUGAAUUUCAAUGACAACCUCGAUUCUUCAAUACCAGCUCAGAUUGUUAAUCUUACUUCCCUUUCAGUUCUUGAACUAGCUGGUUGCUUUAAUUUGCAAGGCUCGAUUCCUUACCUUCCUCAGAUUAAACGGCUGGAUGUAAGAGCCAAUGAAUAUCUCCAAGUAAAUCUUUCAAAAAUGUUUCAACGUCAAUGGCCAAGACUUCAAGAACUUUGGAUUUCUAGUACUAGUGUAGAUGGACCGAUUCCAAUUUCCAUAUCAAAUGCUCCGGUGUUGGCUAGUCUGGUUGCAUCAGAUUGCUCAGUUAAUGGAUCCUUACCUACAAAAAUUUCUGCUCUUUCAGAAUUGGAGUUUCUUGAUCUCUCUGACAAUGACAUAACUGGUUAUAUUCCUUCUUUGGGAUCCAAUAUGAAAAGGUUACAAUACCUGUCAUUGUCAGUAAACAGUUUGCAAGGAUCCAUACCCGAGUCAAUCUGCAUGGUUAGUUCUCUUCAACAACUCUAUUUUGACCGUAACGGAUUAACCGGACUGAUUCCAAGUUGCAUCACCAUGCUUCCAAGUCUCGGAGUGUUUGAUAUUAGUGAUAACGCGGUUGAGGGCAUCAUUUCUUUGAACUCGUGGAUCAAUAAGUUAAACCUGACUGAGCUAAACCUUAACAAUAACAGCAUAACUGUAGAAAUUUCUCCGCAACCAUUCCCAUCUCAAUACCAUAUGGAGAGUUUAAAGCUCCAGUCAUGCAACAUUACAGGAGACAUCCCGGCUUUCUUCUGCGAAUUCACUAAUCUUGAUACACUGGAAUUGUCUGGUAACAAUCUUACAGGAGCUAUCCCAUCUUGUCUGUUUAAACACAAAUAUCUUCGCAAUUUAGAUCUCUCGAGAAACAAGCUCCAAGGAACCUUACCACAUGCAUUUCAUUUUGAUGAUACUCAAUUCAUGACCAUUAAACUGGCUAGCAACUUUCUAGGAGGUUCACUUCCUGUUCCCUCUCAAAUGAAUAUGGUUUUCGAUCUGUCACAAAAUCAAUUCACUGGUGAAAUCCCAUUUGAAGUUGGAGAAAGGCUUUCCAAUGCUCGCUAUGCUUCAUUAUCUAGUAAUCAACUAUCAGGUCCAAUUCCUCACUCAUUUUGUUUGAACAAAGCCUUGGAGACGAGAAUUAGCCUUCAAACUCUUGAUCUCUCCAAUAACACCUUGACUGGAAGUAUACCUUCCAGCUUGGGAAAUUGCAGCUCUCUGUCUUUUCUACACCUAGGCUUAAACAAUCUCGCUGGAUACGUUCCAAAUGAGCUUGCACAGACACAAAUGAUGUAUCUCCUUCUGCACCAUAACCUUCUCAAAGGUACUUUCCCAAACUUCAUUCAAAAACUUGAGAGACUGACAUAUCUUACUUUAGGAGAUAACAAAUUUGAAGGAAACAUACCGACUUUCAUUGGCUCAUUUCAAGAUCUUCAGAUUCUCUCUUUAAGGUCAAACGCUUUCAAUGGAUCUAUUCCCAAAAGUAUUAUCAAUUUGAAUCAACUACAGAUCUUAGACUUAUCAUUUAACAAUCUAUCUGGUUCAAUUGAAGGCAAGCUUGGAAAUCUGACAAAGCUAACAAGUAGGCCUAAUGACACAAAUGCACUUUUUAGUGGCGGUUGGUCUGUUACAGAUCUUCAACUGCUAAUAGGGAUCAAAGGGGUCUCACGAUACAUUCAACGGUUACAUGGUUACAGUUCAGGAAUCGAUCUAUCAAGCAACAUUCUUGAAGCAAACAUCCCAGAAGAAAUAGGUCUACUUCAAGGGCUUUCAAUGCUUAACUUAUCAAAUAAUAAUUUCCAUGGGAAAAUACCGGCGAGUGUUGGCAACAUGACCGGUUUAGAGUCAUUGGAUCUCAGCUUCAAUAAGCUGUCUGGACAAAUCCCUAGGGAAUUGGUAUCAUUAAGCUAUCUUGGGUAUUUAAACCUCUCUUACAAUAAUUUGAGUGGCAGAAUACCUACAGAUGUUCACUUCCAAACCUUGGGAGCGGACGGUUCAACUUUCAUUGGAAACGAAUAUUUGUGUGGUGCCCCUACGAAGAAGCACUGCGACGGUGACCCUAUUGCACCUACAGUAAGUAAUACUGAUGAUGAUAAUAUAAAGCUCAAUGCAGAAGAUGAAGAUGGUACAACGGACAACCUGUUCUUGUUUGGUUCUGUCAUUUUGGGAUUUGCAGUAGGGUUUUGGGCUCUAUUCUUGGUUUUACUUUGUAGAAAAGAAAAAUGGUGGUGUGUGUACUGGAGAGUCGUCGAUAAUGUUGUUGAUAAAAUAACAAGCUGUACCUGGACAAAGAGAUAA
Messenger RNA from Papaver somniferum (opium poppy), 3123 nucleotides. Its product is annotated as LRR receptor-like serine/threonine-protein kinase GSO1. Gene Ontology annotation, molecular function: protein binding. Gene Ontology annotation, cellular component: plasma membrane. Lineage: Eukaryota; Viridiplantae; Streptophyta; Magnoliopsida; Ranunculales; Papaveraceae. The transcript has a single exon. The record is from RefSeq and is a predicted model, not a curated record. The coding region runs from base 1 to 3123 and encodes 1040 amino acids.